AUGUCUGAACCUAUUAGAAACAAGAAAGCCGACUUCCCAGUCGCCCCGACGCCACAGAACACGCCAGCCAACAACGCGCCUAUUUCAUCUCAUGCCCAACAACCUGGAGUCGCUAGCAUCAAAGAAGAGUCCCUUGACCAUGCAGCAGCGGCUUCCUUAUUUGCCAGAAACCCUGGGCUUGUCUCCAUGAUUCAAGGAAAGCUCGGAUCGCUUGUCGGACGCUCAUCGGGCUACAUCGAAUCUCUUCCCGCACCUGUGCGUCGGCGCGUUGCCGGUUUGAAGGGUAUUCAGAAGGAGCAUGCCAAGCUGGAGGCUCAGUUCCAGGAGGAAGUAUUGGAGCUGGAAAAGAAGUACUUCGCCAAGUUUACUCCUCUGUAUCAAAGACGUGCCACAAUCGUGAAUGGGGCAGCGGAGCCGACUUAUGAUGAAAUUGAUGCGGGCAAAGAGGAUGACGAAGAAGAAGACAUCGAUGCUAAGGAGGAGGGAGAAAAGGACGAGGAGAAACAUGUCACAACCUCUGGAAUUCCAGAAUUCUGGCUCUCUGCUAUGAAGAACCAGAUCUCGCUUGCGGAGAUGAUCACCGAGCGGGACGAAGAGGCUUUGAAGCAUCUCACUGAUGUUCGCAUGGAGUAUCUGGACCGUCCCGGUUUCCGACUCAUUUUCGAAUUUGCAGAAAACGAGUUCUUCACAAACAAGACCAUUUCGAAAACCUACUACUACAAAGAGGAGAAUGGAUAUGGCGGGGAUUUCAUUUAUGAUCAUGCGGAGGGUUCCAACAUUGACUGGCACACAGACAAGGAUCUUACUGUCCGUGUGGAGAGCAAAAAGCAGCGAAACAAGAAUACCAAGCAAACUCGAGUUGUCAAGGUCACUGUGCCUACUGAGUCCUUCUUUAACUUCUUCUCUCCUCCACAGCCCCCUACUGAUGACGACGACACCAUUGCUACCGAUAUUGAAGAGCGCCUCGAACUGGACUACCAGCUCGGCGAGGAUAUCAAGGAAAAGCUCAUACCCCGCGCGAUUGACUGGUUCACUGGCGAAGCUCUUCAGUUCGAAGAACUUGGUGACGAUAUGGAUCCGGAUGACUUUGAUGACGAGGACGACGAGGACGAGGAUGAUGAGGAUGAGGACGAGGACGAUGACCGGAGAUCUGACCGGGAUGUUGACGAUGAAUCUGAUGAAGAGGACGGAACUUCCAAGCCAAAAAAGGAAGCAGCAGAAUGCAAGCAAAGCUGA
Aspergillus clavatus NRRL 1 is the source of this 1236-nucleotide messenger RNA. It is a transcript of the gene nap1, whose product is annotated as histone chaperone NAP1. The record is from RefSeq and is a predicted model, not a curated record. NCBI's taxonomy places the organism in Eukaryota, Fungi, Ascomycota, Eurotiomycetes, Eurotiales, Aspergillaceae. Gene Ontology annotation, molecular function: chromatin binding; histone binding. The coding region runs from base 1 to 1236 and encodes 411 amino acids. The transcript is spliced from 5 exons. Gene Ontology annotation, biological process: nucleosome assembly. Gene Ontology annotation, cellular component: nucleus; chromatin.